Molecule: messenger RNA, 3155 nt
Organism: Colossoma macropomum (tambaqui)
Lineage: Eukaryota; Metazoa; Chordata; Actinopteri; Characiformes; Serrasalmidae
Gene: znf385d
Product: zinc finger protein 385D
Exons: 8
Coding region: 294-1520 (408 amino acids)
Cellular component (GO): nucleus
Molecular function (GO): nucleic acid binding; zinc ion binding
Source: RefSeq, a predicted model, not a curated record
AGUGAGAGAGAGAGAGAGAGAGAGAGAAGGGGUAAACAGAAAGAGACAGUGAGAGAGAGCUAGAGAGAGAGAGAGAGAGAGAGAGAGUGACGGGGAGGGACGGGCCACGGUGUUGUGGCAGCCACACACUUACACACACACAGUCGAAGCCACACACUCACACGCCCGGUGCUCUCUCUCUCGCUCUCCCUCUCUCAGUCUCUCAGUCGUGCUGAGAUCAUGGAGCGGCUGGUGGAGUCGGCGGCAGCAGCAGAGUGCGCAUUGUAGCCGGGGAUAUGUGAGUGUGAUGAGCCAUGGAGAGCAGCAGCAUGUUUCUGGGUAAUGCGUGUCAGAGUGGUUUGCUCCCUCUGGUGCGGGCUCCUCUCCCAGUGCAGUCGUCUCUGCGCCUCAAGCAGUUUCUCCCCUUCACACUGGACGCCAGCCCACUCAACCUGGUGCCCGGAUUCAGCGCUAUGGACCCGGUUCAGAAAGCUGUUCUACAUCACACGUUUGGCGUCACCGCUUCCGCUAAAAAGAAACAUGCCUCCUGCAACGUGUGCCAACUGCGAUUUAAUUCACAGAGCCAAGCGCUGGCCCACUACAAAGGCACCAAGCAUGCCAAGAGGCUCAAAUCCCUGGAUGCCCCCAAAUGCAAGCAGAAAAGCUCGGUGGUGACCAGGGAGAGUGCCAACAAGGAACCUUCCAAGAGCCUCUCUCCUCCUGCGCCACUGCAGAAUGGCACGGACUGGAAAGAAGGCAGUCCAGUGCCUCUAUCCCCAGUCCAGUCUGGCUCAAGCUCUGGCCCGGCCGAGGCCCAGUCUACCUCAGCAGCGCCUGCAGCAGGUGGGGAGGAGAGUCCCUGCCUGACGCCGGGAGCCCCCCAGUCCACAGAGCAGGAGGCGGAGCCUGAGCCUGAAACGGAAAAGGGAGAGACGGAGGAGGAGAAAGCCCUGCGCCUCCUCUACUGCUCCCUCUGCAAGGUGGCCGUCAACUCACCAUCCCAGCUGGAAGCACACAACAGCGGCACCAAGCACAAGACCAUGCUGGAGGCACGCAGUGGCAACGGUUCCAUCAAAUCCUUCCCCAGGCCAGGAGUGAAGAAUAAGCUGACAAUGCCCACAGGCUCAACCACAGGCCUCCAGAACAAAACGUUCCACUGUGAGACAUGUGACGUGCACGUGAACUCAGAGACGCAGCUCAAACAGCAUAUCAGCAGCCGGCGUCAUAAGGAUAGAGCAGCUGGAAAACCCGCCAAACCCAAAUACAGCCCCUACACCAAGACUCAAAGAGGACAGACCAAACAGCAAACGGUGAAACUUCCUCUGGGUAAGGACCUGUGCCAGCCGCUGACAGCUACGAUAGUGCCCUCCCACCUGGCAGCUGUCGCAGCAGCAGCCGCUGCUGUAGGCCCUGCUUUCCCGCUGCGUGCCAGCCAUAAUCCCUCUGUCUUUCAGACUCAGUCCCUCCCUGCGGCCCUUCUGCGUCCCGCCCCCGGGCCUAUUAGGACCUCCCAUGCACCGGUACUGUUUGCUCCCUACUGACCUCUGACCUGUGACCUCCGAUAAGUCUGAUGCACCGUCUCAGCCUUUGCGGUAAUGUGGUCCAGUCGUAACAUGGAUCACUGCCUUUUUCUCCAUCCCCACCCAGUGUCACACAAGACUGGACAUGAUGUAUGAUACUGUACCGCAAUAAUUAAAGAGACAAACCAGGUAACUAUGCAUUGUCAUCACCACGUGACACACUGACUCUAUAAAUGUAUUUAGGGAUAUAUUGUUUUUUCUGUUUAUUUUUUUGAUAUAGUGUCUUGUUGCUUCUAUGAAAAAGGGAUUUUUUUCUGUAUGAAAAUAAAGAGGCUGAAAAUAGUCUGGGGUAAAAUAAGUUCUACUGCUCUGCUGGUUGCACUUUAAGCCUCUCCUUCUGUGGAUGUCUUCAGUGCUUUAGAUGGCUAGAACGUGUCUUAUUCCUUCCUGUAUAUGGUCUUUGUUUUUAUAUGUGUGCGUGUGCGUGUUGAUGUAGUGUGAAUGGAAAAUGAGAAUAAAAAAGUGGGUCUUCUCCAAAGUGAAAUACUGCUGAUAUAUUUCAAAGCUAGGUGCAAAAGAACAGCAGGAUACCUUGGAUACAUGCUAAGCAGAUACAUGUGUGUGUGUGUGUGUGUGUGUGUGUGUGUGUGUGUGUGUGUGUGUGUUUGUGUGCAAAAAAGUGAUGCAUUUUACUUGACUCAUGAGAGUACAGUGUUUCACAUGAAAAAACAGUGGCAAACUGUGAGUAUCAGAGCUAGACCUUCAUUUUGGGCCAUAAAUAGCAAAACACUGUUUCUGCUAGUUCAUUUAGGGGAAUUUGAAUGUUAUGUUAAUGAUUUUUUUGGGCCAUUCUAGAUUCAUUUGAAGCUUGUGAAAGAUAUUCGAUUUGCUUUUUUGAAGCCUGUAACAGAUAUUAACAUUUACCUUGAAACAGUUUUACAGAGACUUUUUCAGAAAACAGUCCUAGCAUAAAGCUGCUGCCACUGUUUUCCAUUUCUAAAAACUGAAAUCUGGUUAAGCUACAACUUGUAUUUGCAGUCAGUGAUGUAUCUAGAACUUCCAGAAGGCCUAGGUUGACAUUUUUUCUCACAGAAUUGGUCAUAUUGUAAAUCAAAACAUGAUUGGUUGAUUCAAUAAAUCCUUUGUUUCAUCUAAUCCUUCAGUUAAUCUAAUGUUUAUGCGCAGUUGACAUCACCUCAUGAAACUGAGGCUGGUCCAGACGAUUAGUGAGAAAAAAAAAAAAAAAUCUCAAUAUUUGGUGCAGUUAGCAAGCUAGUAACCCAGUAAAACACAAAAGUGAACACAAUGAUAUCAGAUCACUAUACACUAUAUACUAUACUGCAGCACACUGAUCCGUAACAAAAAACUGAUAGCUUGUGUGGUUGUGACUUGUGUGCAGCAGUGAUUAGCCAAAAAGUUAACAUUGCAGUUGCAAGCUGGCAAACUCAUCUACAAAGAGUAAAACCACAAAAGUUAAGAUAAUAAUACUGUCUCGUGUCUAUCUGUGUAUCAUACAGUGUUUCAUGUGUUUAUUUGUAGCAAGUGGAGAAAAAAUUUUAAAAGAUUUGAGCUUAAACUCUGGUUAAAUUAGCAUUUAAUGUAUUUUGGAUCUUCAGUGCUGCUAUAUGAAGCCCUGCCCCAGCCAUGGUCAACACA